AUGCGAAACGCCUCGUCCCCCGGAGGUUCGACAUUCGUGGAACCCGAAAACAACCAGCAGCAGCGGUGUAGUCCCCAAGCGCGUCCCGCGCAGUACUCGCACAGCCCGCCAUCAGGCCUGCCCGACGGGUGCAGACAGGGACUGGACAUCGCCGCCGACCCGCUGUCACCGCGCACCCCUGGAGCACCCGACAACGUCCUUUCGCUGCCGCGAGACACGGAUGCCUCUGCGCGCGGUUCUGGUAAUGCGUCCCGGUUGCCCGACGACACGAAAAGGCUCAUCACGGUCACCGCACUCGCGCUCGCAGUAGUGUGCGCGUUCACGGUCCUGUCGCUGAUGCUGCCUUCGACUAAGCCGCAGGGUGAAGUGUCGCGCUGGUGCGACACCAGCGACUGUCGCGACCACGCGGCGCUGCUCACGCGCGGCCUCAACCGUAGCAUCGACCCGUGCCAAGACUUCGACGCGUACGUCUGCUCCACGUGGAAGCCCGACGACCGGUUUCCCAGAGUGGUCCAGACGGCGCUCGACGACCUCAGCAUCGCCUGGCUGGACGGAUUGAUCGAGCUGCUGGAGAAGGGCGCCAAGACGGCCUCGGUGGUGGCGAAACCGCUGGCCAUGUACACGGCGUGCAUCGAGAGCAGCGGGGCAAGCGACGCGGACAGGCGCUGGUUUCUCGACUUCCUCAAAGAGCGCAGACUGUCCUGGCCCGAGAGACCGCGCAACGGCGCCGAGGCGUUGAGCGUGCACAUGGACUUGGCCGCCAACUGGGAGAUGUCUCUGUGGCUGCGCGUCCGUGUGCUCAAGCAUCCGUUUACACCCGGCAGACGGCGGUUCCUCCUAGUGCCUGCUCGCAAGAGUGACGUGCGCCUGUUUACAGCCAUGCACGAGCACGUCAUGGCUAGCGGCAGCUACGCAAGGUACUGGAGACUCAUCUAUCGUUUCAUUGUGGGUCGCGAACCUGGUCCCGACGUUGAGCUCACCAUCAAGAAAAGCGCCGAAAUACAAGGCGGCGCCAUUGCCACAAUGAAUGAGAUGGCUACACGAAGGUCCUACACGAAUGUGUCGCUGUUCCGCAUAUCCGAAGGACACGCGUCCUACGCAAGCGCUGACAUCUGGGUGAAGGCGCUGAGAGACAUCGUGCCACUAUCGGACGCCGACGAAGUGCUCAGCGCCAACACCGUGGCCCUGUUGAGCUUGAGUGACUUUGUGAGGAAGCAUGGCAACGACAUGGCGCUCAUGCAGCUGUCGUGGCAGUUCGUCCAGAUGUACGCGCUCGCGCUCGACAAGGCGCUGCUCGAAGACAUCUUGGGAGGCGCGAAUCUCGCAGGACCGUACUUGGGUCUGCUCUGCGCGGCGCAAGUCGAUGCAGUCUACAACCCCGUCUUGGUGCGUCUCUACAUCGGGUCGCGACUCACCCAGGAGGGCAAGACGAUGGUGAACUCCCUCCUUGGGGUCCUUAAGCAGAAAUCCCUCGACGUCGUGAGCAGGAUGACGUGGCUGGACAAGGCUGGCAGGGAGUUCUUUAGGCAGCAGCUCGAAUCCAGCAUUGUGCACCUGUGGCCGUCGGAAUCCUUCGAUAACGCCUUCGUGGUGGAAAAUCUUUACGCCGGCUGUCCACUGGGUGGGAAAUCAUUCGUGCAUUUCUGGAUAAGCGCACGCAAGUGCCUCAACGAGCUGCUGACCGGAACGCGCCGAGGCGAUGUGUCUGUAAUGCAGCCGAACUUCACCCCUCACCUUAUGGUGUACGACUCGUUCGAAAACUCCGUCGGAAUCGCCAUCGCGGCCCUAGGAAGACCCUUGUAUUCGAUGCGCGGUACUCCGGCAAUGCUUUACGGCGGUCUCGGCUGGCUGUUCGCGGCCUAUCUGCUGAGCGCUAUCGACGAGCACAAGCACUACGUGCAUCCUAACGGAAGCUACGACGAAUCCGGAUCUUGGCUGUCUGCACGGUCCGCCGAAGCCCUCAAAGAAAAGCAACAAUGCGCUGGCACAGUGCGAGUAUCGUCCAUCGUGGGACUGCAGGUUGUGCAUUCAGUCUUCAUGGAGCACCUCCGGAACAGUUUCCAAUUCAACUUGACCAGUGAACUCACCGAAGAAAAGGUGUUCUUCAUGACCCUUUGUCGCUUGUUGAAGUUUCCUUUCGAUUUAGCAGCAACGAGUGUAUCUUACUGA
Messenger RNA from Dermacentor andersoni, 2169 nucleotides. The record is from RefSeq and is a predicted model, not a curated record. NCBI's taxonomy places the organism in Eukaryota, Metazoa, Arthropoda, Arachnida, Ixodida, Ixodidae.